Messenger RNA from Fusarium subglutinans, 960 nucleotides. Its product is annotated as ABC transporter. The coding region runs from base 1 to 960 and encodes 319 amino acids. Lineage: Eukaryota; Fungi; Ascomycota; Sordariomycetes; Hypocreales; Nectriaceae. The record is from RefSeq and is a predicted model, not a curated record. The transcript is spliced from 2 exons.
AUGCGCUUCCUAUCGCUUUCUUCACCUAUCCUGCUCGCUGCAAACGCAGCGGCGUAUGAUACCCUCCUCCACUUCGGCUCGCCAACUCAAGUUGAGACGCGUUCCAUCAACCAGAUUUACAAAGCUGCUCUCAAAGAAGGCGGUAUCGUGACAGCCCGGUUCGGUGGUGAUGAGAAGAAUCAAAAUGACGCGGUCAAGAACGCCUUCGAAUCGGCCUUUCCUGGCAUGAAGCUCAAUCUGACCACCGACCUGUCCAAAUAUCUCGAUAGCAACAUCGACCAACAACUCGCUAACAACAACGUCUAUGUCGAUACACUCGCUCUCCAGACCACGCAAGAUUUUCCACGGUGGAAAGAAGAGGGUGCGCUGCUUUAUUAUGCUCCUGCUGGAUUCGAUAAGAUCUAUUCUGGGCUCAAGGAUACUGAUGCUGCUUUCUACGGAUUCACGGGUAUUGCGUGGCAGCUCAUCUGGAACGCCGAUAAAUUGAAGGGCAAAAAGGAGACAGCAGAAUACAGCGACUUCCUUGCGCCAGAGUACAAGGCCACUCCGCAGACGCUUGUCCGUGACCCCAAGACACCUUACGUCGCAACCUUCACCUCAGCGCUGGGCCUGACAACUGGAGCCGGCUCUCUCAACGCUACAUAUCCCAAGACAAGCAACUUCAUCUCGUGGGCACAGCACACUGCUAUUCUCAAGGGCGCGCCGCACCCUGAGGGCGCUAAGCUACUGCAGACCUUUCUACUGAGCAAGGACUUCCAGAAGACGAGCGGGUUUUGGCCUGUGAGAAGUGAUGUCGCCCCGCCCGCCGGAUUUCCCGAGUUUGUUGGUCAAUCACACACUGACCCUUAUGACUUUAUGAGGUUUAUGAUUGACCGGGAGAGGGUUGAGAGGCUGAGAUUCUGGUUCGAGAAGAGGCUUGGUACUGCCCAGGGUCUCAGCCCACUGGAUGAUGAUUUGUAG